Molecule: messenger RNA, 1642 nt
Organism: Danaus plexippus (monarch butterfly)
Lineage: Eukaryota; Metazoa; Arthropoda; Insecta; Lepidoptera; Nymphalidae
Exons: 1
Coding region: 108-1571 (487 amino acids)
Source: RefSeq, a predicted model, not a curated record
UGACCGUUCUAACAGUGAAAUAAUAAACAGUUGAUAUAAACAUGCACCGGUCAAUGACUUCCAUUACAAACAAAUGAUUGCUUGCGGAAUAACGUCUCACGACAGCAAUGAGAGGAUCAUUCAUUUUAUUGUGCGUGAUAUCUCGUGCUAGUUUAGAAAUGCAGGGGGUACGUCAUUUUUAUAUGACACACGGGAAGAAACCGAAUCCGUAUCCGAUUAAAAGUGGCUAUGUUUACAAACAAGUAAAUAACCAACCGCCAAUGAUAAUGUCCUUCGGUAAUAAACGCGGGCGUGAGAGACAGUUUGGAGAUAAAGGAAGUAACCUGCGGGAUGCGACGGCGUUGAAAAGUUUUAAUAGUUUUCAAAAUAAUUUUACCAAUCUUACGCGAAAUAGACCUUUAAUAUACGAAGCUGUUAAGAACAUUGAAAACGAUAUGCUAAUAAAAAAUCCUAAAAGAGAAGCUGUCUUCGAAGAUAGGGUAUCAAGUAAUACACUUUUAAACUAUGAGAAGAACAAUGAAUUCCUGAACGACCACCAAGAUGUACGUACCGAUUCAAGGAACUCUUAUGACGGUUGGCCUUUUUUUUAUCGCAGCCCAUAUGAAUACGAACCAAUGAAGUUUAAUAGAGAAAUUGAGAAAGCUAAGGACAAAAGGUUCUUGGUAGAGGAAGAUAAAAGGGUAAUCCCCGUUCAUGAACACAUAAAAGACGAUGUUAUCGAUAAUCGGCCUCACUCUCAACCUGGUGUUUACAAUAAGAGGAUUUUAACAACGGACAAUCCAAUGUUUGGAGAACAGCCAUUUUUCUCAUACGUAUUGAAUGAUUAUUUUGACAAAACGAAUGAUUACGACCCCCUAACAUUUAAAGACUUAAGUUGGGGUAAAGAAUUUGACCAAGAGAUGCCAUUACCUGAUAUAGAUGAUUAUUCUAAAAACUUCGAACGGCUUAAUGAAGUGCCGAGACGUAAAAAUGUUUACGGUUCUGACGAUAAACUGGUUAAAAAAUACUCACAAACUACGAAGGAAAGAAAUAAUAACAAUAAUUUUUCAGAUUCUGAUAACGAACAAGAAGACGAAGAAAGCCAACAUAGACAGUCGUAUCGUAAUUUUAAAGGUGAUAAUGAUAUUGGAUUUAAGGAAUUCGCCGAUUACUUUGCAAAUAGAUUUGGAUCAGAGAAUCAUAACAAUGAGGUUAAUUAUAACGGUAAUAAAAUAAUUGAUAAAGGUGAAAACAAAAAGGGUUUUAGGAAGGUCUAUCAUAAAGACGAAUACCAAGAAGAAACGGAAUUUCAUGAUCAUAAUAACGCAAAAGCUAGAGUAGGCAAUAACAGUGACUCGCAAGCCCAUAUCGGUGGUUUAGAGAGACUAUCACACACUCAAGCAGUAAGCGCCUCAGGCAGUAACAACACUAGUACAGGAUCCAAGGAGAGUGAGGGCAGAAAAAGAUCUGACAAAAGUGAUAAAUCGGAACAUCAACAAAACAAUGAACAGGAUUUCAAACACUACAGAGACGUCGCCAGAGAGGCGGUACUCAGCAAUAAUGCUGACUAUAUAGACAACUAUAUGAUCUAAUUAAAAAUGUUCUAUGAAGAAUUAAUUUUGUCAAUGCAACUUGUUAUUUGAAUAAAAACUUUUGAUACCGA